Messenger RNA from Pararge aegeria (speckled wood butterfly), 1879 nucleotides. It is a transcript of the gene MED30, whose product is annotated as mediator of RNA polymerase II transcription subunit 30. Gene Ontology annotation, cellular component: mediator complex. The transcript has 7 exons. Gene Ontology annotation, biological process: positive regulation of DNA-templated transcription. Lineage: Eukaryota; Metazoa; Arthropoda; Insecta; Lepidoptera; Nymphalidae. The coding region runs from base 308 to 1153 and encodes 281 amino acids. Gene Ontology annotation, molecular function: transcription coregulator activity. The record is from RefSeq and is a predicted model, not a curated record.
CAAGUGUCAAAACACUGAAAUCGGAAUGGAUGUUUUAAAUUUUAAUUUGGAAUUUUAGCUUGUUUGCAUUGCAUAUGAUCUCUGAUAAUCUGUUUUUUUUUUUGGUAUUGAAUCCGUCAAAUAUAUGUAAAAGAACUACGACGACGUUUUACGUUAAAAAUUAUUUAAAAUACUAUAAAUAAAACAAAAUUUAGGUUAUUUUAGGUUUCAGUGUAAAUUGAGCGUUGGUAAACAACCGGCACGCCAUUUUACUUUAAAAGCUUUUAAAACUGUGAUGUGUUAAUACACCAAGUUAUAAAUAAUCAAAAUGGCUGGCCAAGGACACCAGUUCCCUGGAAACUUCCAGGGAAAUGCAGGCCCCAUGAGAACAGGAUUUGGCGGUGGCCCCAUGGGUGGCCAAAUGCAGUCCAUGCCUAACCAAUUAGCUGGAGUCAUGGGUGGGCCCAUGGGGAACCCAAGUAUGGUGGGGAUGGGCAAUCAAAUGGUGCCACCGUAUGGAGCAGCUAUGCAAGGACAGAUGGGAAAUAUGGGAAUGGGUGGGCAGGGCAUGGGAGUGGGUGUCGGCACAGGUCCAGGAGGUCUUGGUCCACAAGCAGUGCAGCAGCCAGGUGUAAUGCAAGCUGCGGGUGCAGUGCAAACCCCAACAGCAGCUCCCCCCUCCGCCCCGGUGUCCCAUCCGCCACAGAACAAGGAGUUCAACACCGCCUCACUGUGCAAAUUCGGCCAAGAGACUGUUCAAGAUAUAGUGAGCAGAACGCAGGAUGUGUUCCAAACGCUAAAAGCUAUACAGCCGCCGAACGGCACCCAGCACGGUGAAAGUGCCAGCAAUGACAAGAAAGCCAAAAUGCAGGAACAGCUGCGGACAAUACGGUUGCUGUUCAAACGGCUCAGACUUAUCUACGAAAAGUGUAACGAGACUUGUCAAGGGAUGGAGUAUACGCAUAUGGAGAGUCUAAUCCCACUAAAGGAUGAAGCGGAUAACAAGGCAUUGGACGAGCGUCGAAACACCGAGUCCUACAGACUGGCUCUCGAGGAGAACCGGGAGUUAACUGAACAGGUGGUAUUGAAAAACAAACAGCUAAAAGAAGUGAUUACGAAUCUCAGGACUAUUAUAUGGGAGAUUAACGUGAUGUUAACUAUGAGAAGGUCGUAAAAUAUAAUACGUGCCUAUAGUGAUCGCGUCAGUGUUCCAAUUAUAGAGACAAUGUGUUGUAACUAUUGUGAUUAAAGCGGCUAGUAAAAGUUUAAGUGUUAGGAAAAUUAACGCUGACGUUACGUUAAACUGUGUCAAACUGCGGGACCUAAAAGAGGCGAAUAUACUGCAUGUCCUGCAAGAGGUGCAAGUCUUGCAAAAGGUGCAAGUCCUGCAAAAGGUGCAAGUCCUGCAACAGGUGCACAUCCUGCAAGAGGUGCAAGUCCUGGAAGAGUUGCAAGUCCUGCAAGAGAUAUAAGACCUACAGGAGGCAAAUUCACAUACAAAACAGUUUUUCCCGACCAAUUUCGGCCCGGUGACACCAGAGAGAUUUUCCAACUAUACGGGAUAUAUUAUAGUUCACAAUUGUGUGCUUAGUCCGACGCCGAACAGAAUGAGAUACCGACAGCUUAACUUGCUUGACAAAGCAGGGGGGUGAAUCACGCCAAUUUAUCAAACUUCCGGCUGAUACUAAGAAUUUCGUGUACAACUUGCAAUAGGUGCAAACACUGCAAGAAGCCUUGGACUUGCAACAGGGCUUGAACUUGCAAGAGGUGCAGGCUCUGCAAUUGGCGCUGGACCUGCUAGAUGUACAAGCAAGAGAGCUGGGCCUAAGUGGCCCAGAAAUUGCAAGAAUCUGUGUUUAAUGAAAAUAGUUUGAAAUUAUAGAAGGCUACUUUUACUAUA